AUUCAUCGGCCUCAACGGCGUAUGCAUCCUCAGCAUCAUCGCGCUCAUGUUCGCAGGCAGGAUCCUGACACUUGUUCACUGUGACGCCGACCAGUCAACAAGAUCCUCGCACUAAAUUGGGAGCUUACUCGAAGCGACCAUUCUUCCCUCUGCCACAAUGGGAAUCACAAAGAACUCUGAUCACAUUUUGUGGGAAGCAGCCAACCUGGGGGCCGCUUUUUGGGCACUCCUUAGUCGUCUCUUCAUCAUCAAAGACACAGUGAAUUUCUUCUGCUGUUCUUGGAAAGAACUUUGGUCUCAGCGUGCUGACUGCCGUCCAAAUACUGUAUGUUUCCCACCCCCCUCUCCUCCUUUAUUGGCAAACAAGCUCACAUUCAUUUCUUUUGUACACAGGAUGAGAGCUGUGAUCCUCUGCAUCACGCGGACACAUUCACCCUUGUUUCUGCCCUUUUUCCGCUUCUCUAUUGGGUGCUUGAAUGUCCUUAUGGGCCUUAUAUUUCAAAAACUUGAAGGCACCAAGUCUAAACGGUCUGUGACAUUCUGGAGGGAGCACACAAAGAGUGCGCUGCCGACACAAGCAAGGGGCGUUGAUAUUCACCCCAUUUUGAAUAUGGCUUCUGUGCGCCGCCCUCGUAUGUGUCGAAUAUGUGGCCGGGGGUAAGGCUGAGAAGCCGUUUAAUAAAGCGGGCUUUGGGGUCGGUAGGUAGGGAGAAAAGGUGGUGGGAGUGAGGGGGUAUUUCAUUGUGAAGCCUGCUGAGUCGUUGCCGCAAUAUGUAUAGAAGUCCGUGCUAACGGGAAUAUGGAUAGCUCGACGGCUGCUGCUGCUUGAGCCCAUGUUUAUGACCACCAGAUGCUUUCUACCUGACCUAUAGUUGUGGGACCUUGAAUGAACAUUGGACUCUACUUGGAGAUAUAUUG
Messenger RNA from Laccaria bicolor S238N-H82, 918 nucleotides. RefSeq lists its product as uncharacterized. The transcript is spliced from 2 exons. NCBI's taxonomy places the organism in Eukaryota, Fungi, Basidiomycota, Agaricomycetes, Agaricales, Hydnangiaceae. The record is from RefSeq and is a predicted model, not a curated record. The coding region runs from base 158 to 661 and encodes 167 amino acids.